This is a messenger RNA of Laccaria bicolor S238N-H82, 1854 nucleotides long. RefSeq lists its product as uncharacterized. Bases 1 to 1854 code for a protein of 617 amino acids. NCBI's taxonomy places the organism in Eukaryota, Fungi, Basidiomycota, Agaricomycetes, Agaricales, Hydnangiaceae. The record is from RefSeq and is a predicted model, not a curated record. The transcript has 4 exons.
AUGACCACCAGCGAAUUGUCCGAUGCUCUCAAUCCGUAUGCUGCACAACGGCCACGGCCAAUACCUGAAUAUUUAACUCCUACAAUUCAAUACCCAACCCAUCUUCAGUCUCCAAUUCAAUCAUAUUCACCCCAACAACAUCCAUUUCACAGUGCAGUUCAACCUGCUCAUUUCCCCCAGACCUUCGUUCCACAUAGAAGCGAACUAGAGCUUGCCGUUUCUGAGCCUGUAAUAAAUCCUCCUCAGCCUUUGUCUGGGCCAGGAGAAGGUGGGCAUGUGAUCCAAGAAUUAUUCAGAAUGGUCUCCUCCACGCGGGAAGCUCAAGAGAUCGAACGCAAGCGGAGGUUGGCCUGGGAGCAAGAGCAAGAGGCCAAAUACGCUCAGCGACAAGCUCAGACGGAACGAGAGCUCUUUGACAUGCGGCAGGAGAUGGAAUUAUUUCGUUCCAAUAUCAAGGACCUCCGGAAUUCUCAGAGAUCUGGCGUUCUUACAUCUCACUGCACGUCACCCGUUUCAUCUGAGCAACGAUCUCAUCAACCAGUGUCGCCAGUGUCCCCUGUUCUGCAAACCGCGACGCACGCAAACCAAGUAUUCGUUCAAGGAUCGUCAAGCGAUCCCCUGUCUGCCCAACCAAGUUAUUAUCACGCUCAUCAGUUUGAAACGACCCAGGAUCGCCACCCACAAGAAUUUGUUCCUUCGUCACAAUCCAUCACUCCGACACCAUCGCCCCAGUUAACACUUGUGGAGGCUUCCCGCCAAUUUCCUGAGAAUAACACCUCGCGUCGUAAAAGCAGAAAACGUCAAAAUUCUGAGUUAUCCGGCUCUACCGAUAGUAGCAGUUCAGAAUCUUCGGGACAAAGUCAGAGCCGACCACAGAGGCGCAUCAACCACCAUGACAAGCGAUGUCUUACCAUCAAUCAUGCAAUGCGGGCACAUUUUCUAAGGUUGAUGCAACUGGAGACCGACAAGGAUCUACCAGACUCCCACACAGAGGGCGUCGUUCUCGUCGAUUCCGAUCCUGUACGGUUUGUAUGGGAUAAGACGACGAAGCAAUCCGUUCACAACGCGCGCAUGAAAGCCCGUAUAAUUGCUGACAUCAAGGACGAACGCGGUCGUUAUAAACACGUUUCUACCAAAGAUUUUAACAAAAAGACAUUGGAAACAGUGUUUGAGCAAUGUUUUACAACGUUCAGGCAGAAGUUCAGGGCGCAAAGAGAUACAUUAACUGCUUUAAACCAGAAGAACCGCGAGGAUGCUAAGGCUCGAAAAUCAAGACAUGUGUCUCGGCGGAAAGUCAAAUUGAAUAAUCGUGCAGAAGCUCGUAUGAAGCUCCCGACCCUCGAGCAUGUGACGUUCGAUGGUGCUCUUCAGAUAGAAUGCAUGUCGUCGGAGGAAUCAGAUGUCGAACAAGAUCCUUCGGGGACACCUUCUCUCUUGUUACGGACGCAUGGAUAUGCCUGGCGGAGCACACGACUAUUGCGGUUUUACCAUAUUCUCGAUGAAGAGGAACAAAAUGACAAAAGUUCAAAACCCAAGCGAGGGGUUGGCAAGAAGGAGCGUUUCGUUGGACCAACAAAAGAGGGAUUUCACCUUCCACCAAAGGGUGUAGCGACUUGGAUGAUCAGUCGGCGUUGGAUUCAUUCCGCUCAGGUCAAGCACCCCGACUUGCAUGAAGCGUUGAAGAACCUUGUCAUUGACCCUGAGGGCUUUGACUGGAAUCGAUUUGAUUUGCUUGGCCAUGAAAGUGAGGUUGAGGGAGACAUGCAGACCUUCGGCUCACACGUCCAUAACCUCGCCAUGCAUCAACAGCUUUACACGAGUAGUAGUUCUUCACUUAAUUUUGCACUGGCGUAA